This is a messenger RNA of Notodromas monacha, 3055 nucleotides long. The record is from the annotation of a GenBank genome assembly. Lineage: Eukaryota; Metazoa; Arthropoda; Ostracoda; Podocopida; Cyprididae.
UUUUUUCGCAGUCGCUUUCGAAUGAAUUUUUAAGUGAGACGAGUGUUGCGUGAUGGGAGAGGACGCGGAGGAAUUCAAGAAGCCCCAUCGUGCCCGGAGCGCAGGCAAAAAGGCGCAGAAGAAAAAGGAGAAAGGUCAAGACAAGAAAUCACUGAAGCAUGAUCCUACAACUGCCAAAGAGCGGAACCCGAAAGCAUUUUCCUUUCAGUCCUCAGUCAGCGCCGAACGCCAGUUCAGAAGGACUCAAGACUUGGACACAAAAAAGCAACAUGCCCCGCUGAUUGAUCGAACUCCUUUAGAACCUCCACCAAUUGUUGUGGCGAUUGUUGGACCACCGAAAGUCGGCAAAAGCACGCUUGCAAAGUGCUUAAUCAAGAACUUCACGAAGCAAAAUGUGACCUCAAUCAAGGGCCCCGUAACGCUGGUUUCAGGAAAGAAACGUCGUCUGACGAUUAUCGAAUGCAACAACGACAUCAAUUCCAUGAUCGACAUUGCUAAAAUUGCUGAUUUGGUUUUACUUCUUGUGGAUGCAUGGUUCGGAUUCGAGAUGGAAACUUUCGAGUUUCUGAAUAUUUGUCAGGUUCAUGGGUUUCCGAGAAUCAUGGGAGUUCUGACUCAUCUGGAUUAUUUCAAGCAGAAUAAACAGCUGAGAAAAACCAAGAAAACUUUGAAGCACAGAUUUUGGACUGAAGUUUAUGCUGGGGCGAAGCUUUUCUAUUUAUCUGGCAUGGUUCAUGGAGAAUACCAACGUAUGGAGGUCAAGAAUUUGGGUAGAUUCAUUUCUGUCAUGAAAUUUCGUCCGAUUUCGUGGAGAAAUCAACAUCCCUAUGUGUUGGCGGAUCGCAUGGAAGACAACACGGAAGUUGAACUCAUUCGAAAAAACCCGAAAUGUGACAGAAACGUUUGUUUUUAUGGCUAUCUCCGGGGGAUUCAUCUGAAACCAGACAUGGGUGUUCACAUACCUGGUGUCGGGGAUUUCAUCAUGGAUGAUGUUUCCAAACUUCCCGACCCAUGUGGUCUUCCAAACACGGGCGACAAGAAAAUGAAGCGGUCUCUCAAUGAGAGAGAAAAGCUAGUCUAUGCUCCCAUGUCGGGUAUGACAGGUGUUGUGUACGAUAAAGACGCUGUUUACGUCGAUUUGAAGAAAUCCGGAAACGCCGAAGCGACACAUUCAGAAGCAAAGUCUCUGGUUGAAACGAUGCAGGGGCAGAAGGAGACCUUGGAUACUAAACUGGAGGAAGCCACCAUGCGAAUCUUCUCGUCGGACGUGCCGCUCUUGUCAAACGAGGUCCAAUACGAAGAGGAAGACAGUUCUCCGAGUUCCGGAAUUUGUGAAGAAAUCAUCGCCGCGGACGAUGGGCGGCGAAGGCGGAAAGUCAUAUUUAAUGACGAAGACACCAACGGAGUCGCGGAAGCAGAAGAAUCAGACGACGAAGGUGAACUGGGCGGUCUGUUCCGCGUUUCCAAGCCGGGAAAAUUGAAAUUACCAAAAUCUGGACCCUGGGACGAAAUCGACUGUUCCGUGUAUACCCCCGCUGGUACGAAAGACGUUGUCAGUCGAGAUUGGUCCAACGAAGAAGUUCGCGAAUCGAUCAAAGAUUGCUUUGUGACCGGGCAAUGGAAAUCACACGAAGAUGCUCGAAGUCUGUUGAAAAUGGACGAUGACGAAGAGGUUUUUGGCGAUUUUGAAGAUCUGCAAACGGGAGAAGUCGUGAAAGCUGAAGACGAAGGCAUGCGAGUUGUGGAAGAUAAGCCUGAAAUGGAGAAAACCGCUGCGGAAAAACGUCUAGAAAAAAAGAGAAAACUGAAGGAGAUGUUUGACGCCGAGUACGACGAUAAAGAUCCUGCCGGGACUUAUUUCGACGACUUGAAAAAACAAAUGGAAAUGCAAGCCCAGAUGAAUCGAGCAGAAUUCGAAGGCAUGGACGAAAAUUUAAGACUUCAGUUCGAAGGAUAUCGUCCCGGUCUCUACAUUAGAAUUGAGUUGAAAGGAGUGCCUUGCGAAUUUGUGGAACAUUUUGAUCCCACAUAUCCUGUUGUAAUUGGUGGUCUCAUUUCUGGGGAGGAGAACACGGGAUACGUGAGAGUGAGAAUCAAGAAGCAUCGAUGGCACAAGAAGAUAUUGAAAUCCAGGGAUCCGUUGAUCAUAUCUCUCGGAUGGAGACGCUUUCAAACGAUGCCUAUAUUCUCAGCUCAGGAUGUAGGUCUGCGGAACAGGAUGCUGAAAUACACUCCUGAGCACGUUCACUGCUACGCACAUUUCUGGGGACCGGUUACACCUCAGAAUCAAGGAUUUCUUGCUUUUCAAUCGCUAGAAGGCCGCCAGGCACAUUUUCGGAUUGCUGCGACAGGAGCUGUGAUGGAUCUAGACAAAACUGCAGCUGUGGUCAAGAAGUUGAAGCUCGUCGGUACCCCGUUGAAGGUUUACAAGAAAACUGCUUUCAUCCGGGGAAUGUUCACCACGUGCUUAGAGGCAGCGAAAUUUGAAGGAGCUGCGAUUAAGUCCGUGUCUGGCAUCCGAGACAUAGUAUUCGUGAGAACCUGGUACGAAGUGACAGUUCCGAAAUUCUACGCCCCGCUUCAAACGCUUUGUUUGGCACCCAGCGAAAGGACCAAGUGGCAAGGAAUGCGAACUGUUCGGGAAAUCAAACGCGAAAGAGGCAUCAAAGCUGAACCAAAUCCUGACAACUUAUACACGCCUAUUGAAAGAACGCUCAAGCAAUUGCCUCGCUGGACGAUCCCGAAAUCGCUUCAACGACAAGUCCCGUAUAAGGACAAACCGAAAUAUGCCCCGAGUAACCCGGGGAUUCCAGUCGAGAAAAAGAGAAUCGCUGUGAUACGUGAACCUGAAGAAGAGAAGGCAAAUGAAUUGAUCAGAUCGCUGAAGAUGAUGCGGCGAGAAAAGCAGUUCACCGAAAAGGAAAAAGCUAAAACGAAGCGACGCGAAUAUAGGAAACAACUUCAGAAGGCAGAAGUGAAGCAAAUACAGCGGGUGAAAAAUCUGAAGAAACGAAUAUUCAAGGAAGUCAGUCGUAUGAACAAGAAGCCGACAUGA